CCGCGGGGCCGCCACCAGACCUGUACCACAACAACACAAGAAUAGUGACGCACGUGACGCAGUGUUCUUGGACGUCAUGGAGGACGGGAAAGUAGAAGUUAUAGUCGGGACAACUGAAGAGUUCAUCCUGGGAUACCAGUUGACGUGCCAGAAGGAUGGGAAGGUGUCCCUCAGCCAGAGCUUUGCCGAUCACUCGCACACGGGUAGUGUGCGGCAGAUUGCAAUCAGUGGCAAGUUUCUCGUGUCAGGAGCUUCAGAUGAGAUAUUGAGGAUAUUUAAUCUUCACUCACGCACUGAAGUUGGCCUUAUAAUGGAACAUCAAGGAACCAUCACAGACUUGGCAUUCCAUGGAUCACGGUACCUGUUUUCUGCAUCCCAGGAUGGCAACAUUUGCAUUUUUAAUCGAGCAAAAUGGGAGUGUGAAAAGACUCUGAAGGCUCAUGCUGGAGGAGUGACAGGCUUGGCAAUUCACCCUACAGGGAAGCUGGCCUUGUCGGUAGGGAAGGACAAGAGCUUACGCACCUGGAAUCUUAUCAAGGGCAGGAGAGCCUUUAUCACCAACCUUAAAACUGUUGCUGAUAGUGUGCACUGGUCUCCAGCUGGCACGCAUUACUUGGUGGUGAAGGGCAGCAAUGUUGACGUGUAUGAGGUCUCCUCUGGUCAAGUGGUCCAUUCUGUGGAUUUUAAGGAGCAAGUCACUUCAAUAAUAUUUAUCAUGGACGAUAUCAUAGCUGUUGGCGGGGAAGGCAAGAAUAUUUGUGUUUAUGAUAUCACAACUAAGUUAGAAGUGGUUCAGUGGAACGCUCACACCAUGCGCAUCAAGAGUAUGCGAUUGAUCCCCAGAGAAGAAGCCGAGGAAGUGUGGCUCGUGUCGGCUUCUUCUGAUGGAACUAUAAAAGUGUGGAAACUUGAGUUGUUGUCACUUUCAUCUGGACCAAAACUCUUGGGAGAAGUGGAUACGACGUGUCGUAUCAUCUGUAUGGAUGUCUAUUGCCCUCCACAGACCGCCCACAAGUCAAAGAUGUUAAAGUCGGAAGCUGUGCCAAGUUCAGAUGAGGAUAGUGAGGAGAUUGAGGUUAUAGAGGCUCCUCAAUCACACAAAAAUGGCUCUUCUGUUGAAUCAAUAAAACGUAAAAGAAAAAAGAAAGUUAAAAAAAGUGUAAGUCAGGGAACUGGUGUUGAAGGAUCAAGUACCAAAGAAAAAAAAAUAAAGGUUGCAUAGUUGCUUGUAAAGAGAA
Messenger RNA from Procambarus clarkii (red swamp crayfish), 1238 nucleotides. RefSeq names its product p21-activated protein kinase-interacting protein 1-like. The record is from RefSeq and is a predicted model, not a curated record. Gene Ontology annotation, molecular function: protein binding. Lineage: Eukaryota; Metazoa; Arthropoda; Malacostraca; Decapoda; Cambaridae.